CUCAUUCGUCCCCUUUUCCCCGCACUUUCGUCCGGUGCUGUAGCUGCCUGUUCUGUUUCCUGUAUAGCCUGGUCGCCGGCCAAGAUGUCGAAGGAGCUCAAGACGUUCUCUCGCGAGGAUGUCGCGAAGCAUAAUAAGCCCGAUGACCUCUGGAUCAUCGUCGACGCGAAGGUCUACGAUGUGACCAAGUUCCAAGGUCUCCAUCCUGGUGGUAUCUCCGUCUUCCAAGAGGCAGACAUCGCUGGACAGGAUGCAACGGAGGCAUUCUACGGCCUGCACCGUCACGAGGUCCUGGAACGUCCCCAGUACAAGCGUCUGCAGAUUGGCGUCAUCCAAGGCGAGAAGAGCGUCAUUUACAGCCAGAUACCUGGCGAGCUCAGCAAGAUCCCCUACGCCGAGCCCCUUGGCCUUUUGAAGGAGUACCACAGCCCGUACUAUACCGAGAGUCACAGGAAGUUCUUGCACGCUAUCCGCAAGUUCAAUGAUGAGGUCAUCACCCCUGAUGCGCUUGCUAGAGAAGAGGAUGGAAAGCGGCCCAGUAGCAGUGUUAUCAACCAGAUGGCUGAAAAUGGUAUCCUUGCUAUGAAUAUGGGUCCUGGCAAGCACUUGGAGGGCCGUACACUGCUUGGUGGUCUCAUCAAGCCCGGGGAAUUCGAUCGCUUCCACGAGCUCAUACUUAUGCAGGAGCUCGUCCGGCAUGGAAUGCGUGGUUACCGUGAUGGCCAGAACUCCGGUGCCACUAUCGGCCUCCCUCCUGUCAUUCACUUCGGGCGUCCGGAACUCCGCGACCGCAUUGUUGACGAGGUCCUCUCUGGUCGGAAGUUCAUCUCGCUCGCCAUCACAGAGGCCUUUGCUGGUUCCGACGUAGCCGGCCUCAAGACGACAGCGAAGAAGACUCCCGAUGGCAAGCACUGGAUCAUCAACGGUACGAAGAAGUGGAUUACGAACGGUACCUUCUCCGACUACUUCACCGUCGGCUGCAAAACCGACAAGGGCCUCACUGUCAUCCUUGUCGAGCGCCAGGACGGCGUCGAGACCAAGGCCAUCAAGACCUCUUACUCGUCCACGGCCGGCACAGCGUACAUCACGUUCGAGAACAUCAAGGUGCCUGUGGAGAAUACACUCGGGCCGGAAGGCGGAGGCAUCUUCGUCAUCCUCUCGAACUUCAACCACGAGCGCUGGGCGAUGUGCUGCGGGGCCUCGCGGAACAUGCGGCUCAUCGUCGAGGAAUGCCUCAAGUGGGUGAACCAGCGCAAGGCGUUCGGGAAGCCGUUGCACGCGCAGCCGGUCAUCCGCGCCAAACUCGCGAACAUGAUUGCGAAGAGCGAGGCCGCGCAACACUGGCUCGAGAGCAUCACGUUCCAGAUGCAGCACAUGGACUACAAGCAGCAGGCGCAGCUGCUCGCGGGACCGAUCGCACUCCUGAAGAUGUACAUCACGCGCUCUUCGCAGGAAGUCGCCCGGGACGCCGUGCAGGUGUUUGGCGGUCGUGGUAUUACGAAGACGGGUAUGGGCAAGCUCAUCGAGCACUACCACAGAACCGUGCCGUUCGACGCGGUACUUGGUGGAGCGGAAGACGUCUUGGGCGACUUGGGUGUACGUCAGGCGAUCAAGGCAUUGCCGAAGAACGCCAAGCUAUAAUUACAGGAUUGUCGGCUUUGACGCGGUGGAUUCCCUUGCUUGCACGUUACUGUAUACCAGUGUAUUCUACUACGACUUAGCAUUAUUGGGCAGUCUCGACAAUUACA
Molecule: messenger RNA, 1748 nt
Organism: Dichomitus squalens LYAD-421 SS1
Lineage: Eukaryota; Fungi; Basidiomycota; Agaricomycetes; Polyporales; Polyporaceae
Product: acyl-CoA dehydrogenase
Exons: 11
Coding region: 85-1641 (518 amino acids)
Molecular function (GO): acyl-CoA dehydrogenase activity; flavin adenine dinucleotide binding
Source: RefSeq, a predicted model, not a curated record